CAGAGGGGCAGACGGGCUGCUGGGUGGCCUGUGCGAGAUCGGGAGCGGCAGAGAUGGGACCAAGGGGCCGGGAGGUCUGAUGGGUGGGGUGGCGGAGUAGAGGGGCACCCAGUGGCCUGGGGAGCGCACAGAGGGGGAGGCAGCCAGGUCCUGGAUGGUGGACGGGCCAUAGCAGGGGCUUCCCAAGGAGGGGCCCUAGGAGCCUAAACAGCCCGCAGCGUCCAGGGCUCACGGACUGGAGGAGAUGGAGGAUGCAGGAGCCUGCGCAGCGUCCAGCUUCCCUCCUCCGUGUAACCUGCCCCUCUCUCCACCCGCCAGGCCUCAGCCACCUCCGGAUGCUGGUGCUGCCGCCCCCCUGCCCUCAGCCCCCGGCGCUGGCCAAGGCGGAGGCCAUGGAGGACCUGCCCCCUGGGACAGGCCGGUCCCCAGAACCCGGACCUUCCUCCUCCGCAGGAUGCCCCCCGCCCUCCUCCCCUCCGAGGCCCAACCACUACCUGCUCAUUGACACCCAGGGCGUCCCGUACACCGUGCUGGUGGAGGAGGAGGCUCCGAGGCAGCCCGGGCCAGCGGGGACUUCAGCCCAGAAAAAGUGCUACAGCUGCCCCGUGUGCUCCCGCGUCUUCGAGUACAUGUCCUACCUGCAGCGCCACAGCAUCACCCACUCGGAGGUGAAGCCCUUCGCGUGCGACACCUGCGGGAAGGCCUUCAAGCGGACCAGCCACCUGGCGCGGCACCACUCCAUCCACCGGGCCGGCGGGGGGCGGCCCGGCAGCCACGCUGCACCUGCGGCCGCGUUAAAACGAGACGAGGUGGGAGGCAGCAGGUCGGUCGCUCGGAAAUCCGAUGAGCCCCGCCCGUUCCAGUGCCCGCACUGCCCGCGCCGGUUUAUGGAGCAGAACACGCUGCAGAAGCACAUCCGGUGGAAGCACCCGUGAGCCGGGCCGCCGGGCACCCCUGGUACCAUGGGAUCUGGGGGAGCCCGGACUCCUGUGGUUCUCAGACACCCGGAGGGCACCCGAGGCCGAGCUGUGGGGCCCUGGACACAGACACGGACCCCCCUGCUGCGGAGGCCAAGCCCCGCGGAGGGAGGAGCUCCAGAGUCACCGCGGGUCCCCGCGUUUUGGAGACAAGAUGGGAACAAGACCACAGUUCUGAGUGGAGGCCUCCAGCCUCAGUGACGCCGGCUGCUCCAGGCUGGGCCCUGACAGGGGCCGUGGGUGGGCCGCUGGGCGUGGACAUUCUCUGGCCUGAAGAUGUGGUUGGGGGCCAUCGGGAACCCACUCCAUCUCGCUGAGGCCUCCAUGCGGAUGUUGGGGGCGGGGCUCCAGACCUGGCGCCCCCUCCGCCAACCCCCCCCCCCAACUCGAGCCAGGGACUGAGAGUAGCCACCCAAUAAACCCGUUUUCUACUUUGA
Myotis davidii is the source of this 1414-nucleotide messenger RNA. It is a transcript of the gene ZNF581, whose product is annotated as zinc finger protein 581. Lineage: Eukaryota; Metazoa; Chordata; Mammalia; Chiroptera; Vespertilionidae. Gene Ontology annotation, cellular component: nucleus. The transcript is spliced from 2 exons. The record is from RefSeq and is a predicted model, not a curated record. The coding region runs from base 252 to 935 and encodes 227 amino acids.